AUGGCAUUUGAGGUGUCGUAUCAUCUCGAGAAUGAGCAACAGUUCUGGGAUGCCGAAUACCUGCAGACCGAUUUCAGCAUCGCGAAAUGUAUCUUCCGCAUGCUCGAGGGCGAUCUCUUCGCCUCCAAUAAGGAAUAUGUGCGCAAGCAGAUAAUAUAUUGUCUGUUACAAGAAGAAGACAAUCCCACACUCCACAUAGUGGCCGCAUUCCUCUUGUACGACGGCCGCAAUAGCAAAGAUGACGAGGUCUUCGAGAUGAUGCACUCUGAGGGCACCUUUGCCAGACUAGUCGAGUUGGUACAGAUGCAAAGUGUACAGGAGGAGACGACGUUGCAUCAAUUGCUUCUUCAGCUUCUAUAUGAGUCGUCUCGCAUUCAGCGAUUAACUUACGAGGACUUCAUGGCAGUGAACGACGUGUUCAUCAUCUACCUGUUGGAGAUAAUAGAAGGCGCCUCUGACGAUGCCGACGACCCAUACCACUACCCCGUCAUACGUGUCUUGUUGGUUCUAAAUGAGCAAUACCUGGUAGCAUCUACCAGCCAUCACGGUAACGGGCGUCCUGGAGUAACAAACCGAGUCAUCAAAGCGAUAUCAACCCACGGCCUAACCUACAAGACCUUCGGAUGCAAUUUGAUUCUCCUUCUAAAUCGGGAGUCGGAGACGUCCCUUCAGCUUCUUAUCCUCAAAGUACUUUACCUUCUUUUCGGCAACCCCUCUACGGCAGAAUACUUUUACACAAAUGAUCUCCACGUACUAGUAGAUGUUAUCUUGCGGAAUCUUAUAGAUCUGCCCCACGACUCCGCUGCUGCAAAUGCAUUACGCCACACAUAUCUACGGGUCCUCCAUCCGAUACUCUUGCACAGUCAAAUCAGCAGGCCGCCGCAUUACAAGCGCGAUGAGCUACUCCGCCUCCUGCAUCUUCUGGUAUCGAGCGGUAAUCACUUCGCACCUGUCGACGAAACCACCGUCAGACUUGUGAACCGCUGCACAAGUGUGUCAUGGUUGCAAGAACCAACAGAACCACACUCACCAGUCGACAGUGUAUCAAACGGCAAGAAAGAGUACGCUCGACGGGCUUUGGGUAUGACAGUGCAAGGGGGCGGAGAAAGCUCAAGCAGCGUCCUCGAGAUUGCGGGUCAUACUGCGCAACCCGGAGUACAGACACCAAGCAUGGCGAAGCUCGCGAACUGAUAACAACAGAAGUCGGGGUAUGAGCUUUUCUGGAUCAUAUUCAAGCAGAGCACAUGCGUUUUUGUAGUUGUUCAUUCUCGGUUGGCAUGGAGUCUGGCGAUGGCUUGAUCUUUAUCACCGAUUUGGGUUGAUGGGCAGUGGGUAGUACCUAAUUCCUGUGUACGCAUACUUUGCAUGGCGCGGAGUUUCUGGGCUUUCUUUGUCUAGUUUUUCCCGGUCUUUUUUUCCCAUCGUCAUCAUGUAAUGCUCCAUGGUUUUUGCCAACUUCCGAUAUGAAAUACUUUCCAUAUUG
Pyrenophora tritici-repentis Pt-1C-BFP is the source of this 1483-nucleotide messenger RNA. The record is from RefSeq and is a predicted model, not a curated record. Lineage: Eukaryota; Fungi; Ascomycota; Dothideomycetes; Pleosporales; Pleosporaceae.